This is a messenger RNA of Pogonomyrmex barbatus (red harvester ant), 1763 nucleotides long. RefSeq names its product lysozyme. The record is from RefSeq and is a predicted model, not a curated record. NCBI's taxonomy places the organism in Eukaryota, Metazoa, Arthropoda, Insecta, Hymenoptera, Formicidae. Gene Ontology annotation, molecular function: lysozyme activity.
GCAGACGGCGUAUUUAUAAGACAGAGUUCCGCGUGUGAAUCCUCAGUGCAAUCGUUGUCAACACCUUACGCCACAUUACGUUCCGGAAGGAAAACGCGAGGUCAUUUAUUUACCUCAGCUUCGAAUAUCCGAGACAGGGAUUUAAUUAAAAAUAUCCUAAAUAGUCGUUGAAAUAUUCUUAUCUAUCACUCAAAUAUUUUUAUCUAUAUCAGCACGCUAACAAUUAACUGGAGUUGUUAAAGUGUCAAAUGAGACACAGUGAAGAAUAUCUUCAUUAUCUUUCAGUGUCUUCCUUAUAAAUCUUGAGAUUAUUACUGGAUUACCCAGCGAGUUCAAUUCUUCAGGACAACAUCAAUCGGCUUUUAUGUUUUAAAUUUGAUUAUCAAUAUUCGUCCAAGCGAUUGUUUAAUCAGCGAUUCCAGUGAUCGGGAAAGACGCUUCCUAUACGUUUCUUGCCAGGUCACCUCGGCGAAUAACCAUUCUCGUCUUGAAGAAUGAGGGAAUCGGAAUGGGUGAUCCUGUUCGUCCUGAUGGUCACAACUCUCCAUUCGCCGGUGGAGGGGAAGAUACUCACGCAAUGCGAGGCUGCAAGAGAGUUGGAGCGGGCUAAGAUCAGCAAGAGCUUAAUCAGCAACUGGGUCUGCCUGAUGCAAAGCGAAAGUGGAAUGAACACGGCGCUGGUAACUGGUCCAAAGACAGCCUCCAGCUACUCUUACGGUAUUCUUCAGAUCAACAGUGUCAAAUGGUGCACCAGAGGACGCACAGGUGGCAUCUGCAAUAAACGCUGUGAGGACUUCCUGAACGACAAUAUACAGGAGUCCAUCGCGUGCGCCAAGAAGAUCUUCGAUCGAGAAGGAUUCAAGGCGUGGGACGGAUGGACGAAGAAGUGUAAAAACAAACCGCUGCCCAAUGUAUCGAACUGCACACGAAAGAAGAGAAUGGUCACCGAGAUCGAAACGGCCGAGAUCGAAACCGAUUCGAUCGUUUAGUGAUAGGUGAUUGUGAAGUGUGCUAUUUAGCACACUUGAUUGCAAUCAAUGCGAAACUUGAAUCGAUUUUGCUGUUAAGAAUGUUCAGAAAUCUUUCGUAAAAUUUAAAUCUUGCACGUUAACUUACGUAAAUUAUUAAUCAGACAGCGUAUUUAUUUUCGAUUUUGUUAAUAUGUCGUACUCGACGAAUAAAAUACAUCAUACAAACAAAAUAUGCCGGUAUGCUUCAUAAAUAUGUAUCUAAACCGAUUGGAUUGACGCCAGUUAUGACGCAAGGGUUUACUGUCUUAAACCCACGUUGCACGACUUGGCAGACAACACCACGCGAAAUGGUUUAGAAAUUCCGACUAUUAGAAUCACAAAACCGUACGUGACAAGAUUUUGCAGGCGUCUUCCCGAUUUCAUCUCUUUACACUCACGUUGCGUAUGUGACAUUUAAGAAGAUUGCUUUUGCUUUCAAACUCAAGUGUCGUAUAUUUACGAAAUUCAAAAAUAAAAUUAUAAAUUUAAUAUAAAAUGUCUCUAUGCCAAAGCAAAAUAGAAUACUUUUAAGAAUCUCUUUAAAAGAAAGGAUGAUGAAAAGAUACCAUAACUUUAUUGUAAUUUUGUGCCAUAAAAAAUAAUUUAUAAUUAAAUAACGUAAAUCUUAAAUUAAACAUAAAUAUAUUAUAAUUAUAUAUAAAUAUAAAUUUAAAUAUUUUAAUAUAAAUUUUAAUUUUACAACUUGUUAUUUACGUUUACGUACCUUGCAAUAAAUAUUUACACAUACAUAUG